This is a messenger RNA of Rhagoletis pomonella (apple maggot), 807 nucleotides long. RefSeq lists its product as uncharacterized. The transcript is spliced from 3 exons. Lineage: Eukaryota; Metazoa; Arthropoda; Insecta; Diptera; Tephritidae. Bases 126 to 722 code for a protein of 198 amino acids. The record is from RefSeq and is a predicted model, not a curated record.
AGGAAUUCCCUAACAGAUGCCAUGCAUUCCAAAGCGAAAUUGACUAUUCAAGCGAGCAGAGAAUAUGAUAACGGACGUGUUGGGAUGGCUUCCAGUGUAACAUACCCACCGCUCAGGUUGAGUACAUGAUUGGGCUGAAGAAUGGCAGCACUUGCAAACCGAUGAUUGAAUGUCAAGUGAUUGAUCUUUACGACAGCAAAGGCAUUAAAAUUACUGGCGACUUGGAUGGCACAUUGGGCGGCUACACUGCCAUCCGCCUGCUGGGCGACAUUUUCGUGAUGGCCGCAUUGACGCUGCUCAACACCGCCAUCGUCAUUGCAGUGCGCGAGACAUCGGAGGGACGCGGUGAGGUAUGCCGUCAGUAUGUCUGGGGUGCGAUCGCUUAUGUGCCGCUCUUCUCGCCCAUCGAUUUGUUUGCCUUUUCGAGUGACUCGAAACACGACGCCGCACUGGUGGCACUAAUACUUGUCAUUGUGUGUCUGCUCAUCGGUGCAUUAGUGCUGCUGUUUGCCUCGCAAAUGCCGCUUAGCCCGCCGGAGUGGUGGGGUGGCACACAAAGACCGGCAUGCUCGUCUAUCCCAUGUCGGCAAUACGUCGCUAUAGCCCUGAAAUAUUCGUGCUUACACUUGUCGCCAUACUAUUCGGCACAUUCUGGAGCUGCAUUCACAGUUUUCUCAUUUGGACAUUCAGCGAUACGUAUGCGGUCACCUAUUCUGGGUUGAUUUUGGUGUUGGUGCUGUUCUUCAAUGUCGACAAAUUCAUCGAAUAUUGUGGACAUUCGAAUAUCUUUAUCGGCGGCUUUGCGAU